UUCAGUCCGGGGUUCAAGGACGUCGUUGUUACAUGUCUAUAUUUUUUAAAUUUUAUCUGUGGCAUUUAAAUUCUGUGCGUUUACGGUUUAUCAGAGACAGUUUGAUGGGUGCUGGAUAAGCUUGGCCAUCCGAGCGUCUUAAUUGUGCUAAUUUGGAAGUAUUUAUCAAUAGUCAAAAUGACAGACGACGAGUCGGUUUCAAAUAUGAAAAGGCAGAAUGUCAGGACUCUGUCGCUUGUAGUUUGUACGUUUACAUAUUUAUUGAUUGGAGCUGCUGUUUUUGAUGCUCUGGAGUCAGAUACUGAGAGAAAACGGUGGGAAUUUCUGUCUGAAAUAAGGAGGAAUAUGAUUAGAAAGUAUAAUAUUUCACAAGAGGAUUACAGAAUGGUGGAGAUUGUUAUUAUUGAAAAUAAACCCCACAAAGCUGGACCACAGUGGAAAUUCGCUGGGGCAUUCUAUUUUGCAACUGUCGUACUUGCUAUGAUUGGAUAUGGACAUUCAACCCCUGUAACAGUUUGGGGAAAAGGCUUCUGCAUGCUCUAUGCAACAAUUGGAAUUCCCUUGGGUUUAGUAAUGUUCCAGAGUAUCGGAGAGCGAUUGAAUAAAGUGGCAUCAGUUGUCAUCAGACGGAUGAAGAAAUACAUGAGGUGCCACAAGACAGAGGCGACAGAGAUGAAUCUCAUGCUUGCCACUGGUGUUCUCUCCAGCAUCAUCAUCACUACUGGCGCUGCUGUGUUCUCCCGCUAUGAGGGUUGGAGCUACUUUGAUAGUUUUUAUUACUGUUUCGUCACAUUGACAACUAUUGGAUUUGGGGAUUAUGUCGCUCUGCAGAAUGAUCAAGCACUGUCUACAAAGCCCGGAUACGUUGCCCUAAGUCUUGUAUUUAUACUCUUUGGUCUGGCAGUUGUCGCUGCCAGUAUAAAUUUGCUCGUUCUUCGCUUCAUGACAAUGAAUGCAGAAGAAACCAGGAGAGACGAGAGUGAACUCCAAGCCUCUUCUCACCAUGUUCUCACCCUGGAUGGUGAGGUUCUAGCAGUCAAUGGAAAAUUACUAUCAAGUCAUGUUCCUCCAAUGAUCCACGAGACUGAUGAUUGUGUGAGUGUUUGCUCAUGCACCUGCCUUGGUACUGCCACCACCGAGCUGAUCGACUCUUCAGGCUACCAGGGCUACCGUCCACCAUCUAGCAGUGCCAGUCUACGUGUGAAACGUGCGUCUGUUUGAUGGAGGGAGUAUCGCCGUCGUAGUAGUCAAAUUCGUCGGUUGUGGAGGGUUGAGAGUAAAGAACGUCUUGGCAACAGUGCCGCUUCAACAUGAAUGAUCAUCAUUAUUCACACAAGUUGUUGCUAUAAUAAAAACAAAUAAGAGCCAGAAGAGGAAAAAUUAUCCUCAAUUAAGGAUCUAAAGACUGAUAUAUAUAUAUAUAUAUAUAUAUAUAUAUAUAUAUAUAUAU
Diachasma alloeum is the source of this 1450-nucleotide messenger RNA. It is a transcript of the gene Task7, whose product is annotated as two pore potassium channel protein sup-9. Gene Ontology annotation, biological process: potassium ion transmembrane transport; stabilization of membrane potential. Gene Ontology annotation, cellular component: membrane. Lineage: Eukaryota; Metazoa; Arthropoda; Insecta; Hymenoptera; Braconidae. The record is from RefSeq and is a predicted model, not a curated record. The transcript has 5 exons. Bases 178 to 1221 code for a protein of 347 amino acids. Gene Ontology annotation, molecular function: potassium ion leak channel activity.